AUGUCUGACAAAGCAUCAACACCAAAGAAGAGCGCAACAAAGGACGCGACCAAGCCAAAGAAAGUUGGAGACGAAGAGGCCAAGAAGAGAGAAGUGAAGAAGAACUUUGAUUCGUACGCCUUGUACAUUUCGCGUGUUUUGAAAUCCGUAUUCCCAGACAUUGGAAUCACCUUACCAUCAAUCUCUGUCAUGGAUUCGUUUGUCAGAGAUAUCUUCGAGAGAAUAGCUAUGGAUGCAUCAUCUCUCACGAGAAACUAUCAGAAAUCUACCUUGACUACUAAAGAAAUUGAAACUGCAACCAAACUGAUCUUGAAGGGUGAUUUGAACAAGCACGCAGUCUCUGAAGGUCAGUCUGCUGUUAAGAGAGCUCAAGGACAACCAACCUCUGGAUCAAAAUCAAGGUAG
Entamoeba invadens IP1 is the source of this 405-nucleotide messenger RNA. RefSeq names its product histone H2B. Gene Ontology annotation, molecular function: DNA binding; protein heterodimerization activity; structural constituent of chromatin. The transcript has a single exon. Gene Ontology annotation, biological process: nucleosome assembly. Gene Ontology annotation, cellular component: nucleosome. The coding region runs from base 1 to 405 and encodes 134 amino acids. The record is from RefSeq and is a predicted model, not a curated record. Lineage: Eukaryota; Evosea; Mastigamoebida; Endamoebidae.